Poecilia latipinna (sailfin molly) is the source of this 1547-nucleotide messenger RNA. RefSeq names its product mucin-5AC-like. Lineage: Eukaryota; Metazoa; Chordata; Actinopteri; Cyprinodontiformes; Poeciliidae. Bases 60 to 1412 code for a protein of 450 amino acids. The transcript has 11 exons. The record is from RefSeq and is a predicted model, not a curated record.
UAACUUCGUUUGUCUCUGAUAACUUUCAGUUUGUCUCUGCAGACCUUCACUCUGUCAACAUGUCUGUGCUGCUGCUGCUGCUGUUAAUCAGCGGAGCCCAGGCUUCUUAUCACGGUUUUGUCUUCAACUACGCUUUCGGAAACUUUUACCCAGGCGGAUACACGCUACCCUACGACUUUAAGUUGAGCUUCAGCUCCUGUGAAGAGUUCGACACUGAGACUUGUUUUGGAUACUGUAGUGGGCCAACUUAUUCAGUCGAUGAAACUGGAGGUGAAUGGUGUCAGAAAGGAUAUGCUGACACUUUCUCUUAUCCAUACAUGGGCACAUUAACUGAAUCGGUUAGUACAGCAGCCUGGACAGAAAACAGAAAUGGGAUUGUCCUAUCGAAAGCAGUUUUGAAGUUUGACACCAGAAACCGGUCUGACAUCUACAAACCCAACUCAUCGCCCCGGACCACCAUCCUCCCUCUGGUCAGAGUUCCUUCAAACUGUCAGAGGAACAUCAACCUGCUGGUCUCUGACCCGGAUGGAGACGACGUCAGAUGCAGAUAUGCAGCCGGAUCAGAGUGCAUCACCUGCACUCCUCCGUCUGUCCUCAGUGUCUCAUCUUCUUGUUCUCUGUCAUUCAGUCCCACUAACAGCAGUGCUGAAGGUCCGUAUGCGGUUCAGAUGGUUCUGGAGGAUUUUCCCACACAGACCAUCACUCUGACUGAUAGCUUUGGUUCACAAGUGAUGAAAACUGCCAGCGACUCCAUCGGCACCACGCCUAUCCAGUUUGUUUUCAGAGUGGAUCCUGCAGCUCCGUCCUGCACAGCAGGUGAAUAUCUGCCCAGGUUUCUGCCUCCAACUCCUGAACAUGGAGAUCAGAUCUAUACCAACGUCAACCAGGCUGUGGAAAUCAGCGUCAGAGCAGAAGCUACCCAGGCUGAGACCACUGAGCUGCUGUUCAGCGGGCCGCAAGGAUUUACCAAGAGUUCAUCAGGGCCAGGAAACUUCAGCCUGACAUGGACGCCAUCGGCCACUGAAGCGGGACUGGGCCAUCCUCUCUGCUUCGUUGUCCAAGCAAACUCCUCCGGCUCUGUGUACCAGUCUGACCUCCGAUGUGUCACUGUGACGGCUGGGAGCAGUCCAGUCACUGCUUCCCCUCCAACUACACCUCCAACUACAACUACACCUCCAACUACAACUACACCUCCACAACCCACAACAAUUUCACCUCCAACACCCUCCAACCCAAACUCAGAAUCAUAUUAUGUUUUGGCUCUGAAUGCAAAGCUUUCCACUUCACUGUCACUGAAGAAUGAAUCUGCGACCAUCAUCAACCUGAUUAAAGAGGAGCUGGAAAGACAAGGACUGCCAGCAGGAAUAAUCGUAGAGCUGCUAAACAGUGGUGCAGUGCAAGUCGCCCCCUAGUGGCUGAACAAAAGAAAUAAUCUGUUCCUCAUUGGGAAAUGUGAUUUGAUAUAAAAUGUUUUCUUUAAUCUUUGAUUCAUAGAGUUAUACUUAUUUUAUUGAAUCAUAAGGACUCAGAAUAUUCCCAGUUAUUAA